GCCGACGUUUGGCAAGCGAAAGUCUACAGUAUUCCAGUGGGGGACAACCAAGUAAGGCUCCUGGUAUGGUUAUUCCGGUGGGCUUCAACCGCGUCAUUCAGCCUCGCCACUGGUAAAUAGAUGGAAAUGUCAUCCUUAGAGCUGCUGCCUCGGUUUAAAGUGGCACGAGGCUGUCCUCUGCAUAUUCUCAGUAUUUCUUGAAAGUCAUUCGUUCUUCAAACACAACCAUGGCGUAUCCUCAGAAAACCUUCUCGAAAACGUCAUUUCCCGAGUCAAGUUUCAUCAGUCGGAGGCGUCAAGUUGUUUAUGACAAUACUUUGUUGUAUCAAUUGAAUGUCUUGAAGACGACUGGUCGAUAUGACGCGUUCAAAUUGAAAUGGCACCCGUCGUACAAUGACAAACCAGACGUUUGGCCUGUCCCUAAUCACCUGUUUUGGGAUUCGGAUAUUGCCAAAUGGAUCGAAGGUGCCUGUUAUUUUCUACAAUGGAAGGAAAAUUCUGAGAUCGAUGCUGCUGUGAAGGAGCUAGUGGAUAUGAUACGGUCGGCUCAGCAGUCAGACGGGUAUCUCAAUAUACACUUCACGGUUGUUGAACCUACGAAGCGUUUCACAAAUUUACGAGAUCUACAUGAACUUUACAAUGCAGGUCAUUUGAUCGAAGCUGCACUGGCACACAAUGCGCAUUACCAAAAUGAUCUUCUGCUGGAGCCAAUCCUCAAAUAUGUCGAACUGCUGUGCAAAACUUUUGGGCCAGGACCACAGCAGAAACAUGGCUAUCCAGGUCAUCCAGAGAUCGAAUUGGCACUUCUCCGAUUGUACGAGAAAACAAAAGUACCAGAACAUCUCGAUCUCGCUCGGUAUUUCAUCGAAGAACGUGGGAAUCCCACGGGACGAGAUGGACGGCAUUUUUACGACGUCGAAAGCGAAGCCCGUGGGGACAGGGAGAACGAGCGGCCCGUAUAUUGGCCAGCCAACCGCAGUUACUGGUACCAACAAGCUCACAAGCCAAUCAUCGAUCAGGAGACAAUAGAGGGACAUAGUGUUCGAGCCAUGUACCUUCUUACCGCAGCAGCUGACCUUGUACGACUAGAAGGAGCGAGCCCGAAGCCAAUGAAGGAGGCUUUGAAGAGGCUAUGGUCGAAUAUGGUGGAGAAAAAGAUGUAUCUCACUGGAGGUAUUGGUGCACAGAAACAGUGGGAAGGAUUCGGCAUUGAUUACUUUCUCCCAUCAUCAACUGACGAAGGUGGAUGCUAUGCAGAGACAUGUGCAGGGAUUGGAGUCAUGAUGCUGGCCGAGAGACUUCUUCAGCUGGAUCUUAAUGGUAAAUAUGGUGACAUCAUGGAACUCUGCUUCUACAAUGCCGUUAUGACUGGAAUGUCAACAAAUGGCAAACAGUUCACAUACGUCAAUCAGAUGGCAUCGAGUGAUGCUGAUCUCUCGAAACGAGCAGAAUGGUUUACUUGUGCAUGUUGUCCUCCCAAUGUAACCAGACUUCUCGGAUACAUUGGGGGUUACCUUUGGAACUUCAACGUGCGUGAUGAGAGGUCGGUGGAGGUAAAUGUCCAUAUGUUCUCAUCGGCAACCCUGAAUAUUCCAGUCGGUAAUAGCGUCCUGGAGUUGGAGCAGAAAUCAAGCUGGCCAUGGGAAGGCAAAGUCAAUUUUUCUGUUCGGAACCCUUCCAAAGUGUCGACAACCAUCAAAAUCCGCAUACCGAGCUGGGCCGAGACUUGGGAGAUCUCGCCAGAGGUCCCAAAUUCUCAACUCGAGAAGGGUUACUUGACAGUCUCCGCACAUUGGGUGAAGAUCAAUCCGUCCUUCCAGCUGAACAUACCUCUCAAGCCACGCUUCGUCUCGCCUCACCCUUACACGAACCAAGAUAUCGUUGCACUCGCCCGAGGACCGCUCGUCUACUGUCUCGAGGAUUUCGAUAACGCUUGGGUCGAAGACCACUUCAAAAGCCUUGUGCUGGAUCCUUCCAGCCUUGUUGACGAGAGCAAGGUUUCAGAGAAAGAAAUUGGAGAGCCAUAUGUUGCUCUGACGGUUCAGGGAGUGCCUUAUUUCCUUGACUUCGGCAACGAGAAGAGACAGGAUGGACCAGUUGGUUCGGUCUCUUAUAGGCAGAAUGAGGUCAUUGAGAAUUUGCGAUUUAUUCCAUAUGCUCUUCGCGAUAAUCGGGGUGGGAAAGGACAUAUGAGAGUUGGCAUUCGUCGGAAGCAUUAGAUCUUGCAGCAGGGGUUGAAAUUUAGUAUAUUACCG
Messenger RNA from Cadophora gregata, 2255 nucleotides. RefSeq lists its product as uncharacterized. Lineage: Eukaryota; Fungi; Ascomycota; Leotiomycetes; Helotiales; Ploettnerulaceae. The record is from RefSeq and is a predicted model, not a curated record. The coding region runs from base 228 to 2219 and encodes 663 amino acids. Gene Ontology annotation, biological process: carbohydrate metabolic process. The transcript is spliced from 5 exons.